CCCCUCCCUCUCCCCUCCCACUCCCUAUCAGUCAAUCCCACUCCCCUCCUCAUUCCACAUCCCCUCCCACUCUCUCCCAAUCCCUUCCAGUCCCUCCCAGUCUCUCCAAAUUCAUUCCACAUCCCCUCUCACUCUCUCCCAAUCCCUUCCAGUCCCUCCCAGUCUCUCCAAACUCAUUCCACACCCCCUCUCACUCUCUCCCAAUCCCUUCCAGUCCAUCCCAGUCCCCUCCCAUUUCCUCCCAGUCCCCAUCAGUCCCACCCAGCUCCCUCCCAGUCCAUUCCUCUACUUCCCAGUAUAUCCCAUUCCCCUUCCAGUCCCCUCCAGGAACUCCCAAUCCCCUAUCACUCUCUCCCAGUCCCUCUGCAGGCUUCCCACUCCCUCCCAGUUCUUCUCAGUGCCUCCCAAACCCCUCCCAGCCUGGCUCAGUCUCAGCCUCUCCAAGUCCUUUCCCAGUCCCUCCAAGUCCAUCCCAUUCCUCUCCCUGUUCCCAUCAGUACCUCCCAUUCCCCUUCCUGUCCCAUCCCAGGACCUCCCAGUCCCAUUCCCUUCCCUGACACCUCUCAGUCCCAUUCCAGUCCAUCCCACUCCGUCCCAGUCCAUCCCAGUCUCUUGCAAUCCCCCCAGAGCCUUUCCCAAUACCCUCCCAUGCCAAAUUCCAUCUCAGUCUCUUCCAAUUCCUUCUGAUCCCUUCCAGAUGCCUUCCCACUCCCUCCCAUUGCCAGUCCAGUCCCCUCUCAGUCCAGCCCAGUCUCUCUCAGUCCUUCCCAGUCCCCUUCCAGUCCCACCCAGCCCCUCACAAUCCCUCCCUGUCCAUUCCACUAUCUCCCAGUAUAUCCCAGUCUCCUUCCAGUCCCCUCAGUAACUCCCAAUCCCCUAUCACUCUCUCCCAGUCCCUCCAAUUCCCCUCCCAGCCCCUUCCCAGUCCCCUCCCACUACCUCCCAGGCCUUCCCCAUCCCAAUCCCUUCAGGCCAUCCCUGAUGCCUUCCCAGACCCCUCCCUCUCCUCCCAAUCCCUCCCAGUCACUCUCAGUUCCACUGAAUCCCUCUCACUG
Messenger RNA from Pogoniulus pusillus (Red-fronted tinkerbird), 1055 nucleotides. RefSeq lists its product as uncharacterized. Lineage: Eukaryota; Metazoa; Chordata; Aves; Piciformes; Lybiidae. The record is from RefSeq and is a predicted model, not a curated record. The annotation marks the transcript as partial. The transcript has 2 exons.